Messenger RNA from Canariomyces notabilis, 502 nucleotides. RefSeq lists its product as uncharacterized. Bases 46 to 219 code for a protein of 57 amino acids. NCBI's taxonomy places the organism in Eukaryota, Fungi, Ascomycota, Sordariomycetes, Sordariales, Chaetomiaceae. The record is from RefSeq and is a predicted model, not a curated record. The transcript has a single exon.
CCGCCGUGGAUCUGCUUCUCUACACAUGUGUAUUAUGGAUGCGAGAUGUCUACUUUGACAAAUAUGAGGUGCGGCAAUGGUACGUCAGCUCCAUCGCGUGUUGCCAACGCUACAGGAAAGCGAACUAAGGGGAGAAGAAAAUCUCAUCGCGAAACGUUUGCGGGGUUGCGGCGGCAGCCUACUCAGUUCUCAAUGCCGAGGUGGAAGGUGUGCACGUAAGCGGGAAGCUGACACGAGGAAUAACCCAGGACACACGGCUCCUUGGUGAUCGCCGGGUAUCAGAACUUACCGCCCGUCGUUCCCGCCUGUGCACAUUAUUAUGCUUGUUGUGUUUCACCCGGUCGGCGCAAGAUGAGGUAGGUAAUUCUUCCGAGGCCUCUAUUAGGGGUGACGCGGACGACAAGUCGGAGAGCAGUCACGGUGGGUAUCCGGGUUUACCACGGGCGAUGAGAUCGCAAUGAGCCCCGUGUCCUCAAGAUCCCGCACUGCGGCAUCGAAAGGG